This is a messenger RNA of Perognathus longimembris pacificus (Pacific pocket mouse), 2431 nucleotides long. It is a transcript of the gene Ebf2, whose product is annotated as EBF transcription factor 2. Gene Ontology annotation, biological process: regulation of transcription by RNA polymerase II. Bases 520 to 2247 code for a protein of 575 amino acids. The record is from RefSeq and is a predicted model, not a curated record. Gene Ontology annotation, molecular function: RNA polymerase II cis-regulatory region sequence-specific DNA binding; DNA-binding transcription factor activity, RNA polymerase II-specific. The transcript is spliced from 16 exons. Lineage: Eukaryota; Metazoa; Chordata; Mammalia; Rodentia; Heteromyidae.
AGGCGCGGGGAGGGGGGCGCCCGGAGGCAGGGGGAGCGCCCGGAUCGCAGGCAGCGAGCCACCUCCUCCCGCUUCCCCCGGCACAGGUGAUGCUCCUAAAUUGUGGCGACUUGGUGGCGGCGGCCGUGCGGCGGGGAGGAUGCGAGCGAGCUAGGCUGCGCGGCCUGCGGCGGCGGCGGAGCUGAGCGCGGAGCGCGGAGCGCGCGCGCGGGACGGACGCACGCCCAACUUGGACCGCAUCGCCCGCGCCUCUCGCGGGAAGCCCGGGUCCGCUUCCCUUCCCCUUCUCCCCCUUUUUUUCCUUCCCUUUUUUUUUUUUUUUCCUUUUCCUUGUCUGCACGCGAGAUCCAAACUUUGGCACUUGAUCCCCUUUCUCGGAUUGCUUUGUGGAGAAGACUGGUUUGCUGGCACCGCUGGAGAUUCGAGUCAGGACAGUGUUGUUGUUAAAAAGAAAAGAAAAGAAAAAUCACUUUUUUUUUAAAUUUAAAGAAGACGAUCGUGAAGGAUCAGACUUUUUAAAUGUUUGGGAUUCAAGAUACUUUAGGAAGAGGACCAGCUCUGAAGGAGAAGUCUCUGGGCGCGGAGAUGGAUUCGGUCCGGUCCUGGGUCCGGAACGUCGGCGUCGUGGACGCCAAUGUCGCCGCGCAGAGUGGGGUAGCCCUGUCCCGGGCUCACUUCGAGAAGCAGCCUCCGUCUAACUUGAGGAAAUCCAACUUUUUCCAUUUCGUCCUGGCGCUCUACGACCGGCAGGGACAGCCGGUGGAGAUCGAGCGAACGGCCUUCGUAGACUUUGUGGAAAAUGACAAAGAGCAAGGAAACGAGAAGACCAACAACGGCACCCACUACAAAUUACAGCUCCUGUACAGCAACGGCGUUCGGACGGAGCAGGACCUCUACGUGAGGCUCAUUGACUCUGUCACCAAGCAGCCCAUAGCUUACGAGGGACAGAAUAAGAAUCCGGAGAUGUGCCGAGUUCUCCUGACACAUGAAGUCAUGUGCAGUCGAUGCUGUGAAAAGAAAAGCUGUGGAAACCGCAACGAGACGCCUUCCGACCCGGUUAUCAUCGACAGAUUCUUUUUAAAAUUUUUCCUCAAGUGCAAUCAGAAUUGUUUGAAAACAGCGGGAAACCCCAGGGACAUGAGACGGUUUCAGGUGGUGUUGUCAACCACGGUGAAUGUGGAUGGACACGUGCUGGCUGUCUCAGACAACAUGUUUGUUCACAACAACUCCAAGCACGGGCGGAGAGCGAGGAGGCUGGACCCAUCAGAAGCCACGCCCUGCAUCAAAGCCAUCAGCCCCAGCGAAGGCUGGACCACAGGGGGCGCCAUGGUCAUCAUCAUCGGCGACAACUUCUUCGAUGGCCUGCAGGUGGUGUUUGGCACCAUGCUGGUGUGGAGUGAGCUGAUAACCCCUCAUGCCAUCCGGGUGCAGACUCCUCCGCGCCACAUCCCCGGAGUUGUGGAAGUGACAUUAUCGUACAAGUCCAAGCAGUUCUGCAAAGGAGCCCCUGGAAGGUUCAUUUACACAGCACUCAAUGAACCCACCAUCGACUACGGUUUCCAGAGACUGCAGAAAGUCAUCCCCAGACACCCAGGGGAUCCGGAGAGAUUAGCAAAGGAAAUGCUGCUGAAAAGAGCUGCCGACCUGGUGGAGGCCCUCUACGGCACACCCCACAAUAACCAGGACAUCAUUUUGAAGCGCGCCGCAGACAUUGCCGAGGCCCUGUACAGCGUCCCCAGGAACCCCAGUCAGAUCCCGGCUCUCUCCAGCUCCCCAGCUCACGGUGGCAUGAUGGGCAUCAAUUCCUAUGGCAGCCAACUUGGGGUCAGCAUCUCAGAGUCCACGCAAGGAAAUAAUCAAGGUUACAUUCGCAACACGAGCAGCAUCUCCCCGAGGGGUUACUCCUCCAGCUCCACACCUCAGCAGUCGAAUUACAGUACCUCCAGCAACAGUAUGAACGGCUACAGCAACGUCCCCAUGGCCAACCUGGGCGUGCCAGGGUCUCCCGGGUUCUUGAACGGCUCCCCAACAGGCUCCCCCUAUGGAAUCAUGUCCUCCAGCCCCACCGUCGGCUCCUCCAGCACGUCCUCCAUCCUCCCGUUUUCCUCUUCGGUUUUCCCUGCUGUCAAACAGAAGAGUGCCUUUGCCCCUGUCAUCAGGCCCCAAGGCUCCCCUUCCCCGGCCUGCUCCAGCGGCAACGGAAAUGGAUUCAGAGCCAUGACAGGACUGGUCGUGCCCCCGAUGUGAAGCAGAGGAAGGCCUGCUUUCUCACAGCACAAAACUACUUACACUGAUGGACCAAUCAUGAGGAACGCACUCGGAGCUCUUUGGGGAGAGUUGCGCCCCCACCUCCUCCCCCCCAUGGACGUGAUGGACACAGAUCUGGGAAGGCAACCGCCGCCAUCUUCCUUGGUCCCACAUUUCCCUGUAG